AUGGACGUGGACAGCAGUUUGUUUAACGAUGCGAUGGGAACUGUCAAGAGACUCAUCUACGAAUUUGGAAAGAUUACUGCCGUUGACGUUCUCUUUAAUAGUUUAAAUAAAAUCUUUUCCAUCAAAACUGUCAAAGUCGAUUACGAAUUGUCACCUGGUGUGUUCAUCACUAGAGAUCAAUUUCCCUUGUGUAUUGCAUAUGCAAUUUCUAUCCACAAAUUACAGGGAAUACGCGUCGAUGGUGUCAUUGUUGAUUUGGGUACCGGCGUUUUCUCCGACGGUAUGGCUUAUGUAUCUUUGUGCAGAACGCGCAAACUGUGCAACGUUCGCUUGAUUGAUCCUGAUCCAUCGAAUUUGAUUAUGUACGAUUCCUGCACUUGGAAAGAAUACAACUGA
Molecule: messenger RNA, 396 nt
Organism: Octopus bimaculoides (California two-spot octopus)
Lineage: Eukaryota; Metazoa; Mollusca; Cephalopoda; Octopoda; Octopodidae
Product: ATP-dependent DNA helicase PIF1
Source: RefSeq, a predicted model, not a curated record